Molecule: messenger RNA, 1014 nt
Organism: Drosophila arizonae
Lineage: Eukaryota; Metazoa; Arthropoda; Insecta; Diptera; Drosophilidae
Product: protein BCCIP homolog
Cellular component (GO): nucleus
Source: RefSeq, a predicted model, not a curated record
UUUUUGAAUUAGAAAAAUAAUAAAUAUUAGAAUAUGUCAGCAAACAAAAAGAAGAAUUUAAAAUCGGCUGAAGCUGAUAGCUCCAGUGAAGAUGAGGAUAUUAAAAACGAUGACGAUAAUGAAGAAGAGGAAGAUGACGAUAUGGAAAGUGACGACAGCGAUGGAAUGGACUCGGAAUCGUUCCAAGAGAAAGAGGAGCUGCAAAUAGAAUUCGAGGGACGCGCACCAGUAGAUCCAGAUGCGGAGGGCAUUUCACAGUUGCUGCAGCGCCUCGUACCACGCGCACAGAUCAAUUGUAAUCAGCUGGCUGAACUUCUCAUAGCGCAAAACUUUGUGGGCAGCGUUAUAUGCCAGUGCAUGGAUGACGGCCCCGACAGUGAAACGGACGAUAACAUGGUCGAGGAUGACACCAUCUUUGGCAUCACAUCUGUGGUGAAUCUAACGGCCAAAAAAGAUAAGCCCGUUAUAGAACAGCUGCGUAAAUACAUAACAGAGCGCGCUGCGAAGCAUGCAACAAAACAGGUGCAAGAGCAGCUGAGGAAUCUGCUUGACAACGAGCAACAGCACGUGGGCCUUCUGAUCAACGAGCGCUUCAUCAACAUCCCAGCACAGAUUUCCGUGCCGCUACUACAAAAUCUGCAUAAGGAAAUUGAAGCGGCCAAGGCCAAGAAAAUGAAGUUCAACUUUGGCACGCUGCUAAUGCUGGUCAAGUUCCACCGCAAGCUGGGCAAGAAGGGCAAACCAGAUGAGGAUCAGUUCACCAAUGCCGAAGAGGAGCUGCUGGCCGAACGUUCCAAAUUUAGUUUCGAGUAUGCGAUGGAUAUCGAAAGUGAUUGGCCAGAGGACGUGGGUGGCUUAAAGCCAUACAGAAAACUUCUGGCGCUAGAAGCCAAGCAGCUGCCACAGCUGAUUAACGAAAUACAAGCCUAUAUAAAUGGAGAAUAAGAGCUUGGAAGGAGAUUAUAUAUUUCAUUAAAAGCCGUUGUUUUAGAUCCAAUUGACCAAAUAACAGAC